Molecule: messenger RNA, 221 nt
Organism: Dovyalis caffra
Lineage: Eukaryota; Viridiplantae; Streptophyta; Magnoliopsida; Malpighiales; Salicaceae
Source: the annotation of a GenBank genome assembly
AUGUCGAUCAGCAAUUCCUCCUCCGUAGAACCAUGUUCAAUUAUUCCCAAAGCCAAGUACCUAUUUUUGAAGGAGAAAACUAUAGGUAUUGGGUUGAUCGGAUGCGUUUCUUCUUUAUUGCAUGAGACUUAUGGGGGAUUGUUGAAGAAAGGUAUGAUGAUUCUCCAUCGACAAGUGAUGAUUCAUCCUCUACAAGCAAAAGUACAGAGACUCGAUCUCGG